GCAGUAAUCACACGAUAGUCGGAUGCGUCGUCACCAUGGUCGCAUGCGUCGUCACCAUGAUCGGAUGCGUCGCCAUCAUAGUCACUCACCCACUCAUUUCGCAUCUUCACAGUUAUGAGCCCGGCAAUCGCUUGCUAGUCAAUCGAGCUGUUUUCAAACCUCUACCAGGGAGAGCUCCUUUGACACCCUGCGUACAAUUUCUCUACUUCACCAGUCGCAUCAAUCGCGACCUCUACAAUCUCCUGAGCACGCUACCAGAGCUCUCAGACAACCUCGUCCACCUCAAGGACAACCUCGUCCACCUCAAGGACAACCUCGUCCACAUCAAGGACAACCUAGUCCACAUCAAGGACAACUCAAGGACAACCAAGUCCACAUCAAGGACAUAUUCGUCCACCGCAAGGACAUUCGUCCACCUCAAGGACAUAUUCGUCCACCUCAAGGACAUAUUCGUCCACCUCAAGGACACAUUCGUCCACCUCAGGGACAUACUCGUCCACCUCAAGGACAUAUUCGUCCACCGCAAGGACAAGCUCGUCCACCUCAAGGACAAGCCCGUCCACCGCAACAACAUAUUCGUCCACAUCAAGGACAACUCAAGGACAACCAAGUCCACAUUAAGGACAACUAAGUCCACCGCAAGGACAUUCGUCCACCUCAAGGACACAUUCGUCCACCUCAGGGACAUACUCGUCCACAUCAAGGACAACCAAGUCCACAUCAAGGACAACCUAGUCCACAUCAAGGACAACUCAAGGACAACCAAGUCCACAUCAAGGACAACCAAGUCCACCGCAAGGGCAUACUCGUCCACCUCAGGUCCAUAUCAAGGACAACCUCGUCCACAUCAAGGACAAACCUCGUCCACAUCAAGGACAUACGUCAUCAAUAUGACAGACUCCACUGAUUUGCUAGUCACAAAGACUACAGUCAUACUCAACACAACCAAUGACUGGGACCGAUGGAUCUACCUCCAAAAGUCAGUCGCGGAACAGCUGUUUGUCUGGGAAUACUGCAACCCAGAGCUCUCAGCAGCUGAGGUGAUGAUACUAGGAGACAUACCAGUUGAGCCAACAUAUAGCGAUCAUCAAUCGGGCGCCACCAAACCAUCUGAAAUGGAUGCAAAAAACCCAUCCGACUAUCAUGGAGCGAGCACAUCGUUAUAA
This is a messenger RNA of Lindgomyces ingoldianus, 1166 nucleotides long. RefSeq lists its product as uncharacterized. The record is from RefSeq and is a predicted model, not a curated record. Bases 36 to 1166 code for a protein of 376 amino acids. NCBI's taxonomy places the organism in Eukaryota, Fungi, Ascomycota, Dothideomycetes, Pleosporales, Lindgomycetaceae. The transcript is spliced from 7 exons.